AAUAAAUCGUAAUUUUUGAUUUUGAACCAGCUAUGUCAAGAAAUAUUAUAACAAUAACGAAAUGGGUUCCGUUACAAACUGAAGAAAGCAAAAAUGUAUUUUUGAAAUGUAAUCACUUGAGGACCGCGGCUCAAGAUUUAUUGCAAUCGCUAGGGACGUUUCUUAGCGAGUUUCAGCAAAAGAACGGAUGGAAAUCGUACCAGACGCUAUCAAAUAAUGAACUGAUCAUUGAGAACCUGGAAGCAAUAACCGAUACCGCUCAUGAGCUGAAGAAAAGCUUCUUCAAUGCCUUCAGAGAACUCGGGCAAAAUCGACAAAUGGCAAUAAAAAAGGUAAAGUCGAAGAUGUGGCAGACUGACCUGUGGAAAAUCAAAUUAAAGCUCUCCUACUUCCUUCAGCAUCUCAUCUCUGAAAUUGCGUUUCUGUACGUUCAUUACGGAGAGAGAAUGUUGACCAUAUCGUUUAAACUGUCAGACAGUUACAAUCAAUACUUGGGGAUGGAUGCAAAAUUUGCGUUGACUUCCAACUUUACGAUUUGCAGCAACAUGUGCCCAUAUCUGAUGUAUCCGUUGAGGAAGAUUUCAUUCACUAGACUCCUGCAGAUCUUGGCGCAAAAUCGUGCCGAACUCUGCUGUCACAAGUUAAUCGACUGUUUGUUAGACACGUAUAAAUUGCACGAGAGUCACGAGGACGAUGUCGGAUCUGAUAACUCCAGUAUCGAAAUUUACAGGGCGAUAACAAAACACCUGUCUCCGCCUCUAAACGACGUUACCAACCCCGAAACAGUAAAGGAGACCCAAUGCACCCAGAUGGAUAACUUCGCAAACAUGGAGGAGUUAAUUAAAUACGAAGAACAGAACGUUCUGGAUCUGCUCGAUGCCGCAGUUCGAGUGGUUCCUUCGAUGCUGGGAGAUGACACCAUAAGAAAAUCGAAAUCUUCCGGAGAGUCCAAGAUUAAUACCAAAGCGAAGGAGAAAGUGCUGGACUAUUACCAGCAAAUCCUCUGGGGGGAGGUGGGUAAUUUUUUGGAUCACAUCAUCUUGUGGUGGAGUGCCCUGCCGUUAGCUACUCGCCCCCCGCACUCGACGCAGCAUCUCCGCGACUGGAUCACCCAGUUCUUACCGACGAUCGAAAUUCCACACUGCAUACUGUCGGCGAUUAUUAGUCUCGCGGAUUCGUUGGGGAUGCACAUCACCUCGACCUCUUGGGAUCAACAUUUUCGGGUCGCUUUGGUUGCCUCGCGCAAGCCCUUUCAUCACGCGACAGGGCGUACGUUCAACGAUUUGCUGCAGAAUCUCGUUCUGCUCUGUAAUCAGUGCGAGACGACGAGCGAUUGGAUUCUCGGCGCCCCUCUUGAGGAGUUACCAGUAGUCGAGCAGAUACCAAUAUUGCACCGAUUAGAUCACUCGAUUCAUACGACACGCCUCUGGGCAAUAAACGAGACGAAACGCCUCGCUAACCAUUGGGAGGUCGACAAAUUUUUCACAAUAACUCACUGCGACAUUGUAAACUACCUGGCCCAGCUCAGCAUUCUCAAACUAAAUGAUCAUACGGCAGACAUAGAGAGGGGCGGCUUCGGCGCGCAUGUCCAAGUCUGCAUAAACAUGAGGGCGAAACUGGCGUCGGAAGUUACCACGAAUCACGACACACUGAAGGUCACACAAAAAGUGUGCAUUGAUACACUGGCCAGCGUUUGCCGCAUGAUCAGCUUGGCGAAUUUGCAAAUGAUUUUUCCCGACAAUCAAUUUUAUAGAAGAAGCUCCUUUAACGGCCCAGAAAAGCCCAGCAGUUAUGUUAGUACUUACUUAGAUGCGAUCUUAAGUCCGGUCUUAGCCACCACCGAGGAUCACCACAUAAGCAACAUGAUCUUGAAGAUAAUGUGCGAGUGCUGGCUGGACCACAUCUACAUGAACAAAAUGAAAUUCUCCCAAAGCGGCGCUUACCAACUGCUCACCGAUUUCGCCUCGGUCACCACCUGGUUGGUAAACUGUCCGAUAAUCACUCAGCAUAUGAGAAAGGUGAUGCUCAAAAAUGAGGUACUGAGACGAUGCGAAGGAGUCGGUCGUUUACUACUGCGAAGUCCGGGAGAGCAGCUGAAAAUGAAUGAGAUUAAAGCCAACGAAACCGAGUCUCCCAAGUCGGACAGUUCCGAACUGAUGCCUCCGGAAAUGUACGUUCCGAACCAAGAGCAGUGGUUGGAGUUACGCGCGAACAGAAGAACAAUUAAGUUGAAGACGUCUUUGUGCUGCAACACAAACGUUGAUUAA
Messenger RNA from Photinus pyralis (common eastern firefly), 2267 nucleotides. RefSeq lists its product as uncharacterized. The coding region runs from base 33 to 2267 and encodes 744 amino acids. The transcript is spliced from 9 exons. Lineage: Eukaryota; Metazoa; Arthropoda; Insecta; Coleoptera; Lampyridae. The record is from RefSeq and is a predicted model, not a curated record.